Molecule: messenger RNA, 1920 nt
Organism: Clonostachys rhizophaga
Lineage: Eukaryota; Fungi; Ascomycota; Sordariomycetes; Hypocreales; Bionectriaceae
Source: the annotation of a GenBank genome assembly
AUGGAUGCCAAUCCCGCCGCGCGCAAAUCAGCCCCCUACGGUCACGCCUGUGCGGGCUGCUCCAAAGCCAAGUGCAGGUGUAUUGGCCGGGGGCCUGCGGGCACGAGCUGCGAGAGAUGUCAUCGCCUGAAUAAGGAAUGCCAGCCCUCAACUGUGGUUCGGAAGCGCCCGGUUCGGCGUGUUGUUCCCGCUACUUCCAGGAAGACCUCCGGCCUGGAGGCUAAAUUGGACGAUCUAGUCACCCUGCUCAAAUCCCAAGCGGUCGUUGCCGCGGCCUCCAGUUCGACAGAGACUGCAUCCGGUGCUACACAGCGCCUUACCAACGGUAUCGUUCCUCCCACUGAACAGCUGAAUAGCCAGACCCAGACCGGAGCCCUGUGCCAACCCCCUGUUGCUCAGGAUUCAAGCUCAUCGCCUUCCUUUUUGUCCGGAACAUCAUCUUCCUAUGCCGCUACACCACCAGGCUUCCUUCCACCCGUGGUGGAAGGCUCUGCAGAGUUGACCAUCGUGGAAGCUGAAGGGAUCUUGAAGACUUUCAAGGAAUGCCAUUUGAAGACAUUUCCAUUCCUAGACCUUCCAGAUCAUCUCAAUAUUGGAAGCUUCCAACGCGAACAACCAUGUUUGUGGCUUGCCAUUCGUGUUAUCCUCAGCCGCUCAUCAUCAGAGAAACACAUCCUCGACACACAGUUCCGGAAUUUAAUCGGUCAGCGGAUGCUUGUCGAAGCAGACCGCAACAUGGAUUUGUUACAAGGUCUCAUUACAUGGCUGUCAUGGAUGAUGGAUCACAAUAGAGAGAAGAAAACUCUAUGUUUAUUUUCCAAUAUUGCGUGCUCGUUGGUAUUUGACCUCCGGUUAGAUAGAACGGCUGGGCAAGAGUACCCCUGCAAAGAGACGAGUGCUGCAUUCGCAUACAGCUUUCCAGUUAAAUCUCGGGCGCCAGCGCCCAGACGCACAAAUCAAGAACGAAGAACGGUACUGGCUUGCUUUUGCAUCUGCACAAGCAUUGCGGAUUUUCUCAGAUCACAGUCGAUGCGAUGGACGCCCCAUAUGGAAGAUUGCUUGCAACACCUGAUUAACAACCCAGAACUCCCAGGUGACCGAACUCUGGCGGCCAUCACCCAAAUCCUCCAAGUCACGGACGACAUGUUGGUUGCGUACAACAGUCGCUUUUUCGAGGUCGAGGCCGGUUUAACUCCAAAAGCACCAUUAAUGAUCUAUGUUAAAUCAUUGUCCUCUCGGCUGGAUGCCGUCACCAAGUCCAUCCCCCCGGAGAUUCUCAGUGAUAAGUUUGUGCAAUCGUAUGUUACCUGUGCUGUGGCCAGCAUCAACGAGCUGGGAUUGCCGUACCUCUACGACCCGACUGAUACCACCGGUUCUUACGAUCAUCGCAACUCGGAAUGUGUUUUCGCAUGCAUCGAAUCAUCGAAGCAGUGCCUUGAGAACGGCGUGUUUGCGCUGUCCUCAGAUGACUGUCUUGGUCUCACUUUGAUGAUAGUUAUUCACCUGGCUCGCUGCACGCACAUUCUGUACAGGCUCUGUAUCACCCAGCACCCAAGCGUGGAUCGUCAGAUGGUACGGAACUCAGUAGAUCUAUUCGGUCUGAUGGAGAAGAUUGCCGAGAAGUUCAGCAAGGCAGCUCACGCCAAGGGGGCGUACAGCUUUGAGGCCAACGUUUUUAUGAGGGCCUCCGUCGUCAUGAGACAGGCAAUCCCGCUUUGGUCGAGAACGUUUGCUGAGACGGAUGCAGCCGUGGCGGCCGCUGCUCAAAGCACAAGCGAGCCCCCAGAGCGAUUAACGCCGAUGCCUUCGACAGCAAUGACGCCUGCCACGACUGGAGGUGGAACUGAGGAGUUCACGCCCAUGGAUUUGUCUGAAGAUGCGUGGUUGGAUCUUCUCACCAACUGGGACGGGUCGUACUAA